Molecule: messenger RNA, 723 nt
Organism: Saccoglossus kowalevskii
Lineage: Eukaryota; Metazoa; Hemichordata; Enteropneusta; Harrimaniidae
Source: RefSeq, a predicted model, not a curated record
AUGAAUGCAACCUACUACCAGAACCAGAUGGAUUUUAUGCUUACCAUAAGACCAGAAAGAAGAACAAAAAAGCAUGGCGAAACUCUGGUGGAAUCAGUAUAUACAUUAAAGAGAAUAUUAGAGCAGGAACAACUAUACUACAAAACACUUCUCAGUUUACAGUCUGGUGUAAACUUGACAAAGAUUACUUCAAUCAAACAAAUGAUAAAGAAAAUCUUCAGAAAAUAUGUCAAGAAAACUCAGAAGGAACAAAGGAAACAACAACUUGAAAAGAAAUUAAGUGCUCUUUCUGAAAGUAUGAAAACUGUCUUGAAUCAAAAUAUCAACAAGGAUAUCACAGAAAAAGAAGUACAAAUGGCUGUUAAGAGGUUAAAAAACAACAAGGCCUGUGGACCAGAUGGCAUACCAAGUGAAAUGUUGAAGUACAGCAGCGUAAGCAUGAUAAAGGCUCUACAAAAAAUGUUCAAUCAAAUCCUGAAAAAUGGGCAAUACCCAGACAACUGGAGCAUUAGUAUUCUUACACCAAUACAUAAACAGGGUAAUUAUCUCAACACUAACAACUACCGAGGUGUAUCAGUGAACAGCAACAUUGGAAAACUAUUCAAUGCAGUACUCAACAGAAGACUGAUCAAAUAUUUAGAAUAUUAUACACCCAAAUCAAGGUGGUUUCCGAAGCAAACACCGUACAACAGAUCAUAUCAUCACACUACAUACCAUGAUUAA